AUGAACAUCCCUGCCGAAGGUCCUCCUGGAUAUGACAUUGGUGACAUCCUAGAGUUGCACAUACUCCAGACCCAAACCAACCUCUUACGCCAAUCCGACAAAGUUUCGGUCAGAAUCAACCAGCUCAUCACAAACACCAUGGCUACCGUCGCGCGCGUCAGUUUUGACACUGGCUGCGCUGUCCUCAAGCUCUACGAUCGUCGAUUUGGUACUCAAUUCCGCAAGUGCUAUAACAAAAACAUCCCCUACUUUGAUCAAGCCAAGGCCGCCUAUCACUCAUUCCUGCAAAGAGGCGCCAUGGGCCCUUUUAUAGAAGAGCUGGACGACGAGCAGUCGAAAACCGAUGUUAUCCCUCGCACCACGCGCGAGAUUCGAGAUGAGCCUGAUGGAGUUGCCCGGUUUGAAGCUGCGCUUUGGAGAUCUGCUCAUAAUCAUUUCAAGACUGAGACUGAGGCAUACAUGCGUAUGCAGGAUCUUCAGGGUGUGCUUAUCCCAAAGCUUUACGCUGUUGUGCGCGUCGUCACCAAGGAAAACUCGCUGGAGAAUGGAUACCUUGAUGUUCCUGGCAUCUUACUCGAGCCCAUUGCAGGCCACUCUCUAAGUGAUCUCCUUGACGCACCUUGUGCCCCUGUGACCAAACAAGAAUGGUCAUCUAUCAUACAGCGUGCAGUCGACUCAGCACAUGAGAUCAAUAAGCGAGGCAUAGUUCUCGACGAUAGCGCCCCUCGCAACGUGGCUGUCGACCAAACCUCACACCAGCCUUUCCUCGUUGACUUUGCCCAAGUGCAUAACAAUCCUGCGGCGAUUGGACUGCCUAUGGAGAGACGGCUCCGGAAAAAGUUUGGAUGGAAGCUGGAUAUCGCCUAUCCUGAAUCGGAUGAUCUGCUUUCCAAGAGCAAGUGUCAGACGCCGGAACAGCAAGGCUGCCAUCUGAUUGCUGGCUCUGUUGGGGUUCCUGACACUGAGGCAUGA
This is a messenger RNA of Fusarium redolens, 972 nucleotides long. RefSeq lists its product as uncharacterized. Lineage: Eukaryota; Fungi; Ascomycota; Sordariomycetes; Hypocreales; Nectriaceae. Bases 1 to 972 code for a protein of 323 amino acids. The record is from RefSeq and is a predicted model, not a curated record. The transcript is spliced from 3 exons.